Acanthopagrus latus (yellowfin seabream) is the source of this 1168-nucleotide messenger RNA. It is a transcript of the gene c1d, whose product is annotated as C1D nuclear receptor corepressor. Gene Ontology annotation, molecular function: DNA binding; RNA binding. The coding region runs from base 140 to 607 and encodes 155 amino acids. Gene Ontology annotation, biological process: regulation of gene expression; maturation of 5.8S rRNA. Lineage: Eukaryota; Metazoa; Chordata; Actinopteri; Spariformes; Sparidae. The record is from RefSeq and is a predicted model, not a curated record. Gene Ontology annotation, cellular component: exosome (RNase complex); nucleolus. The transcript has 5 exons.
GUUAUUAGCUAACGCUUCGCUCCUCCAUACGGCUGACAGCGGUAGAGUGCAGAAGAAGAAGAAGAGGAAAAAGAAGAAGAAGAAGUUGUUUUUCAACGUCACUUCCUGUCGGCUGAAGCGUGCUGCGUGCUGAAGGAAAAUGGCAGCGGACAGCAGAACUGAAGACUACCCCCAUGAGAUAGACGACCAGCUCACUGGAUUCGACUCCUCAGUUUCUUCUGUCAAAUCCAUGUUGGAUAAGUUGAUGUCGAUGCCCAGAAAUGAGCUGCUGCAAAAGCUGGACCCUCUGGACCAAGCCAAGUUGGAUCUGAUGUCUGCCUACACCCUUAAUUCAUUAUUCUGGAUGUACUUGGUUACACAAGGAGUAAAUCCCAGAGAACAUGGAAUCAAACAGGAAUUGGAGCGAAUAAGGACGUACAUGAACAAAGUGAAAGAGAUCACAGACAAGAGGAAAGCUGGCCGUCUGGAUAAGGGGGCGGCUGCACGCUUUGUCAGGAAUGCUCUCUAUGAACCAAACGAGAAAGAUCCUAGAAAAAAAGCAGCGGUCAAGAAAGCAGCAGACACAACACCUGACACCACACAGUCAAAGCGUUCAAAACAGAGCUGAAGCAAAAGACAGUGCAGCUGUACAGACGGUCCCACUAGAUUUUUGGACCACUUUUUUGGGGACAACAAACACUCUUCUUAGGUUGUUUCAUGGAGGAAUCAUACAAGGCAACAUGAGACUACACAAAGGUGUUUGCUCACCAGUCAAACAGCCUGUCAAGGCUAACUGCCAUCCAAGAUUUUACUGAAGAUUUUUAUGGAGACUGAUGAUGGACACUGCACCAGAAUUUAAUGAUUUAGUGCUGUGUUAUUUUUGUAGCUUUACUUCAUUUUUGAGUUUUUGAGUGUAAAUCUGCAGGGCACCAUAAACAAAUCCAGUUUUAUUUUAAAAAGGUGAGUAAAAACAUAGUUUUGGGUUUGUAAUCUGUCAUUUACCAUUAUCCUUCUUUUAGAUAAACAAGAAAUGUUAAAAAAAAAUUUUGUUAAUUUUUCUGUUUUGAAGCAGCUUGUGUGUUUUAUCACACCGUGCCAUGUGUCAAACUUUGUAUUGAUCAAACAGUUGUAGAGCUGUAUUGGUUUUGGGACUGACUUCUGUAUAAAAAAAGAUACUCACCAAACAUGA